Pestalotiopsis fici W106-1 is the source of this 1158-nucleotide messenger RNA. RefSeq lists its product as uncharacterized. The record is from RefSeq and is a predicted model, not a curated record. The coding region runs from base 1 to 1158 and encodes 385 amino acids. The transcript has 2 exons. Gene Ontology annotation, molecular function: NAD binding; hydroxypyruvate reductase [NAD(P)H] activity; glyoxylate reductase (NADPH) activity. Lineage: Eukaryota; Fungi; Ascomycota; Sordariomycetes; Amphisphaeriales; Sporocadaceae. Gene Ontology annotation, cellular component: cytosol.
AUGGCAGAGCCAGUCAACACCCCCAUGCCUCCGGGCACUCCAAUCAGCGCGACCCCGCGCUCCGGUUCCCCCGCGCCGCCACUGCCCCCGGUUUCUGCUGCGUCUCUCUCGCUAACCAAGCCGGUCGUGCUGCACAUCGGAGACGCCGUCAAAUAUAACCCGGACACUUUUCGGCUAUUCUCGUCGCUUUUCACAGUUGUGCAGCCGUCAGCAGCUGAGCGUCAACGCCCCGAGUUCAUCCGCGCCCUUACAGAGAGGCGAUGGGGCGACUUUGCUGCUAUCUUCCGCCCGUUUUGGGGCACCGGCGGAGAGAUGGGUCAGUGGGACGAGGAACUUAUAUCCCUGCUGCCGCCGAGCGUGCGCGUCUUUGCGAGCGCCGGAGCCGGCUUUGACUGGGCAGACACAAAAUCGCUCGCUAAGCGUGGCAUCGUAUAUUGUAAUGGUGGCCUCGCUGCCGCCGAGGCCGUGGCGGAUUUCGCGGUGGCCAUGAUUAUUUCGACGUUUCGCGCGUUGCCUUACAGUAUCUCCUCGGCAAGUAGCGGCGACUCACAGCAGUUUCAAACGUGCCACGAGACGGCAACGGCCCACAGUCGGAACCUGAGAUCACAGACACUAGGCUUAGUCGGACUGGGCAACAUUGGACAGCAGAUCGCACGCCGGAUGGGGUCAGGUUUCGGAAUGAACAUACUCUACUAUGAUGUCGAACGUAAGGCGGACGAGCUGGAAGCCCGCUUCGGGGCACGAUUUUGCACCAACCUAGAGGAGCUGUGUACGGCGAGCGACUGUGUGGUUCUCUGUGCUCCUUCUGGUAGUGGUGGGCCGCUCAUCGACGAAAGGAGCUUGAGAUGGUUCAAAUCUGGAUCUCGACUUGUCAAUGUGGCACGCGGGAGCCUUAUUGAUGAGGAGGCGCUCGCAGAUGCCCUAGAGCAAGGAAAGCUCAGUAGCAUCGCUCUGGAUGUUCAUUCUGAUGAGCCCCGGAUUCACGAGAGGCUAAGGGCGUUUACGGGCGACAGGGCGUUGCUGACUUGCCAUAAUGCUGGUGGUACUAUUGAGACGCAUGUUGGCUUUGAAGAAUUGGCAAUGCGGAACAUUAUGUCAGUCUUGAGCGGGAAAGAGCCCAUCACACCGGUGAACAUACACUGGCUCAAGAUAGACUAA